AUGAACGAUUUCUUGCAAGCCGCCUCGUCGAGUGAAGAAGAAGCACAUUCCACCGAAGAGGAAAAAGAAAAGGCACUCCUGAAAAAACAAGUGGUUGGAUCACUGGCGAAUGAUGAAGCAAAAGAGAAUGAAGUGGAAGAAACCACGGAGAAAACGCACGGGGACGAUGCGUCAAUAGAAAAUGAAGAAGAACAUCACGUGAAGAAACCGAACGAGAACGAUGAAGCAAGACCAAAUGAGGAAGAACAAUCCGUCAUUCAAGAACACUACGAGAAUGAGCUGGCAGAAAGAGGCGCAGAAGCACUAUUUGUUGAUGAGCAACCGAUUUUCGCAAAAGAUGAUGUUGUGGACCUCGAGAUCGAGACCACGCAAGAAGAACAUGGGCUAGAAACAGACAAUAAGGGCUAUUUCGCGAAGAAUUUUGGUGAAUGCAAGAGAUCGAGGCCUGUGAGGAAUAACGCUCAACCUCAACAAGCUGAUGUUCAAGAGCCUGCGAAAGCAGUGGAUUCGGGAACAGCUUCUACGUCUCAACAAACAAAGCCAAAGGAGAAAAAGGAAACCGAGGAGAUUCAGUACGCGCCGGAAGAUUUUCCUUUUGGUGAAAUGAUGGGUAAACGCUUUCCUCUGAAACGUACCGAUACAGACCAAAGGGACAUGAAAAUGACGUGUUACAUUGAGAAGACUGGGCGAUUGGGAGCGAUAACGAUUAGCGUGAAAACGGGUCUUCCAGAAUACAAGGAGCAUCCGGCUUGCUUGGCGAUGUUGGACAAUAAAACAGAUGAGGCUCGUGUCCGGGAGGUUGUUGCUGAAUGUCGUGAUGCGUUUAUCAAAUUCACACAAGACCUAGUGGAAUCUGGAAGGGACCAUGCUUUCCGAACACUUGCUGUGCCUUCAACGCGAGAAUUCCUGGCGAAACACGAUAUCCAAUUUCUCGAGAAGCCUCCUUUGCAUCCUCAAAACAAACAUGCUUGUUACGUAUGCCAAGUUUGUAAGCAUCAUUUUUCCACAACGACAAGUUGCCGAGAACAUUUACUUGGCGGAGAGCAUGAAAACAGUGUGCGGCGUCAUCGGGUUCGUAAACAGUUGUUGGAAAAUUUGCCUGAACUUACGCAGGCACACUACGACAAGAUGCACGAAGAAAUUGAAAGGAUGCUGGCCAAACGAGAUGAUGGUGCAGAUGGUUCGACUUUGGCUCAUCAGGCGCGAAGAAUUGUUUCUUUUGUUGACGACUCAAUUCGCUAUGUAGCUGACGAGAGGGAAACUAUUGGUGGGAUGGAGGCAACCACACUACAAACUUUUCGAGAUCACUCAAAGUGGAGUCUCGAUCUUUACGGCUCCUCAUUGGUUGGAUUGGACGAGUGGUCGCCUGAAGAUCAGGAUAAGGACAAUUCGGACAUAAAUCUUCAUCUUUCGGUACCUACGAUCACCAUGCGACAUUUCACAUGGAUAGAUUUCUUCAAAGAAGUAAACACAGCGAUGGAGGAACGAGCAACAAAAUGUACUCUGCCUGUUCCCAAGAAUGCCCAAUACACCAAGCACAAAACAUUCGAGUUUGAAAUGGAUCAGUUCAAAGUGAUCAUGCAUAUCAAUUGUCCUGAAAGAAUGCUUUUGAGCCGUGCCGUUGCAUUUUGGUCAACUUUCCGAGCUGGUGUCAUCAAAUUCCUUCGAUGGAUUCGAAAAUGGGCCUUGAUUUGCGACUUGAUUGAGAACAUCGAGAAGAAACAGCCCGGACUCCCAAUUUAUAUUGUCGAUUUGAUGAGUCUGCACUUUCUACUGCAAAAAGGACUACUGCCAAACAUCUUUAAGGAUCAUGGGUUUACAGCAAGUGAAACGCUUAUUCGACCCCUACCGGAAUUCAAGAAUUCAGACGAAGUCAAGGCGGUGGCGGGCAAAGAUGGUUCGCUGGAUUGGAACUUAGGACAACUUUUUCACGAUUUUCUCGAGUACUACGUGCAAGAACGUAAUGCCCUCUACAUUUAUGUCACCGACAACAAGCAUGUCGAUUCAAUCAUUUUAUCCAAUCGGAGGGUCACUAUUGUUGAGCCUCAUGGAAACAUUGUAUCAGUGUCUGGACAAGUCUUCUGCCAUAUCUUUAAUGUUGCCUUGCAUACAUUCUGUUACAUCAAAGUGGCAAAUUUUGGUACCACAUCUUCUCUUGUGCAGCUGCUAAUGAGGGCACCAAUUGAGAAAUCAAGAGACAAUGACCAGAAAACGAAAAAGAAAAACGCUGGCGAUGCUUGGAGUGAAAAAUGGGGUGAUAAGGUGAAAAAUGGGGAUGACGAGCCGAGUGAAGAACAAGCAGCUGGGAUAGUCUGGAAGUACAACUUACGUGAACUCAAAGAGGAAGGCAGGCUUGAGAAGGACGAUAUGGCCGACCGAGUCUACUCACGGAGAACUCUCUAUCUUUUGCUGGAAUCAGAAGCAGUUGAGGAAUUUUCUCGUCAGUAUCGAAACGAGUUGUUUAACAAACACUUCGAGAAACUCAUCACCACCAACGAUUGGGCGAAGUACAUCCGAAAAAUUAAAUUCGUUGAGCCGGGGUAUGAAAUGCAAAACGAGCCAGAGAAUGUCAUCGAGGCUGAUGAAGAGGAAGCCGUUGAGGGAACUGGUUGGGGAUGUUACAAUAUUGAUGAACAAAUUGAUUAUCAUGGCACGACUUUAGCGACUGAAGAUCGCGACAUCAAACUAUUUCCUACUUUAGCAGCCGGUGAUGCGAGCAAUCUUGAAGCACUUGGAAUGAGCCGCAUUUCUGACAUCAAUAUGGACGCUACCGCUAAGACGAAUUUUGUGCCAAAGAAAGUCAGCGUUGAGGAUUUCGCAAUUUUGUUCAAGGACCCAGAAUCGUUGGGUACAAUUGAAAGAAACGAGGAGUAUGACUUUGAGGUACGCGACAACCUCACAGGAGGCUAUACUGUGGAGCGUAAAUGCACUGCAUGUAAUUCUUCUGAUCACAUCAAUCUCAAUUGCCCUGAGCUUGAGCGACCGAUCUACGUUGAACUACCACCACCAAGUGACAGCGUUGGCGAAAAAGUUUCUGUAAUCAUCAAUAAAAUGUUUGAUCGUGACGCUGUCAGCGAACGAGAAGCAAAGAAAGUCGAAAGCAAAGUGAAAGAGUUGGAGACGAACAUGAACGGAUCGAACAUCGCAAAACUUGGCUUUGGAACGGUGAAACUUGCGUUGUUUGGAUCAUACUGUAAUCGAAUUGGUAUGAAGACAUCGGACGUCGAUAUUUGCUUGAUUUUUGCCGACCAUUCAAAAGCCAAACCAAAGGUUGACACACAGACAGUGAUGCGGAAAAUCAACGGCUCUUUGAAUUAUUGUCAUUUCACUGAUAAUGUGCAACCAGUUUAUCGAGCAAAGGUUCCUAUUGUCCAAUUCAAGCUGCACCUUGAUGCUCACUUUAACAAGUACAAGGCCACAAAUACACCAAUCGUUGAGACAAAAGGAAAGAUCUUGGAUGCCGAUGUAUCCUAUUAUAACACAUUGGCCAUGCACAACUCGCGACUUUUGGCAACGUAUUGUGAGCUCUGGCCUGAAUUGAGAAAUCUUGGCGUGUUCGUGAAAGCUUGGGCAAAGGAUAAUUUCAUUGGUGAUGCCGCAUGCGGCUCAAUUUCUUCCUAUGGCCAUAUGUUGAUGCUCAUCCACUUUCUGCAACAACAAGAAAUUCUACCGGUUUUGACGGAGGCUCCAUGGCUACCAAAGGAUUAUCCACGUCAAGAAUGCGAGGGAUGCGAUAUCACAUUUCUUGAGCCAGCUGACUUACAUAAAGCGAAACAACGGAUGAAUUGGGCUCCGACGAGCCAGCGUUUGGGAAUGAUCUUUUUGAAAUAUCUCGAUUUCUACUCCAAUUACGACUUCAACAAUCAAGUUAUUCAAAUUCGAACACGGCGGAUGGUCUACAUUGACGAAAAGCGAGAAGAUUCUGUUAUCAGAGCGAUGACUCAAUGGUCACUGGAGCGGCACAUGUACAUUGAAGAUCCAUUUGAAAGGACCCACAACCUGCCUUCUGGAGUCAAAGAGCGAAUGAUGGUCUACGUCAUGCGAUGCUUUGCGCAUUCGAAAGAAGUGUUGUGGACGACAAAGAAUCUUGAACAAAUCGUCAGAUCAAAGUCUCCAAAAAUCAAAGGACCAAAUCCAUUGAAGAAACAGUUCGCUCAAGCUCGCGGAAAUGUUCCACAAGAACCGGAGGAGUUGGAAGCACCCGAGAAACUUUUGGCUCAUUGUCGCAAUUUAAGAGGUCCACCAGAAAGCCGUGAGCGAUGUAAACAGUGCUUCCAGCCAGGACAUUACGCUGGAAAUUGCCCAAAGAAAGAUGAUGGUUUCGUGCCUCGGCAAGCAAAAGGGUUUGCGAAGCGACGCACUGGAAAUUACGGCAACAGCAAUGGAGCAAAAUCGGAAGCGAAUGCGAACGAGACGAAUGUCAACGUGAACCAAAACGAUUUCAAUCGAGGCAAUGAAUCACAUAAUCGUUCCCAGCCGAAGCAACAAGAGGGUGACGCCCGAAUGCUGCCUCCUACAAGUGCCAGUUCGAAUCCAAGAAACAGCCAACCGAAGCAACAAUCGCAUCAGCAAAUUCAGAAGCCGUCUCACAAUCGUCCGGGUCUUCCCGCUUUGUCACUAGAAGCGUCGUUUAAAGGUCCAUCACAAAAAAAGUUGAUUUCUCCGCCGCAAAAAGGUGAUCGAGGCGUACUUUCCGUUUCAAAACAAGUGCUUCUAUUGAAGUCCGAACAGGGCCCCUCGUUAAACGACCGUCCACAAAAUUUGCAACAAUUUGGUAAUGCGACGCCAAACUAUAAUGAGCAAGGACACUAUCGACAGCGACACGAGUUUAACUACACAACGAUUCCUCUUCCUACGGAUGACGCUCAAUCGAGCACUGGAACGCCUACGAAAAAUAAGAAAAAAAAGAGAAACAAGAACAAAUAUCGACCCACUCCACCAAAC
This is a messenger RNA of Mesorhabditis belari, 4944 nucleotides long. NCBI's taxonomy places the organism in Eukaryota, Metazoa, Nematoda, Chromadorea, Rhabditida, Rhabditidae. The record is from the annotation of a GenBank genome assembly.